Messenger RNA from Lotus japonicus, 2149 nucleotides. RefSeq names its product heat shock cognate 70 kDa protein-like. Gene Ontology annotation, cellular component: cytoplasm. Bases 100 to 1989 code for a protein of 629 amino acids. Lineage: Eukaryota; Viridiplantae; Streptophyta; Magnoliopsida; Fabales; Fabaceae. The record is from RefSeq and is a predicted model, not a curated record. The transcript has 2 exons. Gene Ontology annotation, biological process: protein refolding; cellular response to unfolded protein. Gene Ontology annotation, molecular function: ATP hydrolysis activity; heat shock protein binding; ATP-dependent protein folding chaperone.
UACAAAUUCACAGUUAUAAAAACUAACCCUUAAAAUGUCUUCUAAACUCUGAGUUCAUCAUUUCAUCUAUAGAAACGGUAUUCUGUCACUUGGGUGAGAAUGGCCAUAAAAUAUGAGGGUCCUGCAAUAGGAAUUGAUUUAGGCACCACCUAUUCAUGUGUUGCUGUUUGGCAGGAACAGAACAAUAGGGCUGAGAUCAUUUUCAACGAACAAGGAAAUAAAACUACUCCUUCCUUUGUUGCUUUCACUGAUACUCAAAGAUUGAUUGGUGAUGCUGCCAAAAAUCAAGCUGCAGCAAACCCAUCAAAUACUAUCUUUGAUGCAAAGAGGUUAAUUGGUAGGAAAUACAACGAUUCAGUUGUUCAGGAUGAUGUUAAGCUCUGGCCCUUUAAGGUCAUUGCUGGUAGUGAUGACAAACCCACUAUUGUUGUUAAGUACAAGGGUGAAGAAAAGCACCUUGUUCCUGAGGAAAUCUCAUCCAUGGUUCUCACAAAAAUGAGGGAGACUGCUGAGGCAUUUUUAGGGUCACCUAUCAAGAAUGCUGUGGUUACCGUGCCGGCUUAUUUCAAUGAUUCCCAACGAAAAGCCACCAAAGAUGCUGGUACUAUUGCUGGCCUCAAUGUUCUGCGGAUAAUCAACGAACCAACGGCUGCAGGUCUUGCGUAUGGCCUUCAGAAGAAAUCUAGUUUUUCUGGAAAGCGAAAUGUUUUCAUAUUUGAUCUCGGUGGUGGAACUUUUGAUGUGUCUCUUCUCACUAUUGAGGAUGAUAGCUUUGAAGUGAAGGCCACUGCUGGUGAUACUCACCUUGGAGGAGAGGACUUUGACAACAGAAUGGUGAAACAUUUUGUCAAGGAGUUUAAGAGGAAGCACAAGAAGGACAUUAGUGGGAACCCAAGAGCCUUAAGGAGGUUGAGAAGUGCUUGCGAGAGGACAAAAAGAACACUUUCAUUCGCUGUAGAUACCACCAUUGAGGUAGAUGCUUUAUUUGAGAGCAUUAACUUCUCUUCUUCAAUUACUCGUGCCAGAUUUGAGGAACUCAACGCGGAUCUAUUUACAAAGUGUAUGGAGACAGUUGAGAGGUGUCUUAAUGAUUCUAAGAUGGACAAGAGUGAUAUAGAAGAUGUUGUCCUUGUUGGUGGAUAUUCUAGGAUUCCCAAAGUUCAGGAGCUUUUGCAGGAUUUUUUUGAAGGUAAGGAACUAUGCAAGGGGAUCAAUCCUGAUGAGGCUGUUGCUUAUGGUGCAGCUGUGCAAGCUGCUUUGUUCAGUGAAUGUGCCAUUAAGAAUGUUCCGAACUUGGUGCUAUUGGAUAUUACCCCGUUGUCUUUAGGUUGGGGGCUAAUAAGAGAUCGCAUGAGUGUAGUGAUUCCUAGGAAUACUACUAUUCCUAUAAAGAUGACAAAGGAUUAUGUUACAGUUAAAGAUAACCAAUCUUAUGUCUUGAUUAAGGUUUAUGAGGGUGAGAGAACUAGAGCAAGUGAUAACAAUUUGUUAGGCUCUUUUCGUCUUACUGGCCUCCCUCCUGCUCCUCGUGGCCAUCCUUUUGAUGUAUGCUUUUCUAUAGAUGAAAAUGGCAUCCUAACUGUUUCUGCUGUGGAAAAAACCACUGGAAAUAAGAAUGAGAUUACCAUAACCAAUGAAACAGACAGGCUGUCAGCUAAAGAAAUCCUAAGAUUGAUUCAAGAAGCUGAGAAUUACAAGGCUGAAGAUAUGAAGUUUAAGAAGAAAGUGAAAGCAAUGAAUGCUCUUGAUGAUUACGUUUACAAGAUGAAAAAGCUUAUGAAGGAUAAGUGUGUCAGUUCUAAGCUUUCUCCAAUGGACCAAGUUAUGAUCAAGUCAGCAAUUCUAAAGGGCCAAGAUUUGCUUGUUGAUGACCAGCAGGAAGAGAAGUUUGUGUUUGUGGACUUAUUAAGGGAGCUUAAGAGCAUAUUUGAACCUGCAAUUGUCAAGAUCAACAAUGCUUGGACAGAUGUGUAUAGUGAUGAGGAUUAAUAAAAUUGUAGUAAUUUGCUUUGCAUUCAUCAAUUUCAGCUUUCUCAUGUUUACAGCUUUAUCAUUAUUCUUCUUUGAUUACAAUGCUAUGAUUGUAGUAUUUUCCUUUUUAUUUUUGGUAUUGUUUAGUUCCAUUGAGAUUAGUUGUGAAGUAAAUGGA